Molecule: messenger RNA, 276 nt
Organism: Trypanosoma theileri
Lineage: Eukaryota; Euglenozoa; Kinetoplastea; Trypanosomatida; Trypanosomatidae
Exons: 1
Source: RefSeq, a predicted model, not a curated record
AUGCAGGUGCGACGUGUAUUGUAUUUUCUGGCUCUAAUUAUGAGUGUUGCCUCAGUUUGCGUGGCGGCUGCUGAGGCUGGGAAUUCCCGGAGUUCUUCUUCUUCAUCUUCUACCUCAGUUGAUAAAUGUCUUCCUCCUCCUGAAACUGAUGCUGCUGUUGAACGUACUGCUGAUACUCUUCGUGAUACUAAUACUUAUUGUGCUAAUCAGCGUCCUUCUAAUGCUUCUCCUGCUGGUAGUGGUAAUGAUGGCUCUGUUAAUCCUCCUCCUCCUCCU